Myripristis murdjan (pinecone soldierfish) is the source of this 12494-nucleotide messenger RNA. RefSeq names its product chromodomain helicase DNA binding protein 6 (gene chd6). The transcript has 46 exons. The record is from RefSeq and is a predicted model, not a curated record. Gene Ontology annotation, molecular function: protein binding; ATP binding. Bases 293 to 11308 code for a protein of 3671 amino acids. Lineage: Eukaryota; Metazoa; Chordata; Actinopteri; Holocentriformes; Holocentridae.
UUCUAAACUGUCAUGGCGUUUUUGUGUCCUUGGAAAUAAAAAGCGCCAGUGUUUUUCGGGCUAACUGGAGGGGAUGUCUCACCGGUGAGAGUGUGUGUCCGGUGUCCGGAACAGAUGCUGACACAAACCAAGCAAAAACCACAAAAGCACAGGGCUGUCAGAACAGCUCUGAGCUCACUAUCAGCCAAGGCCGAGACGAGAGCAGGUGUCCACGGGUCAUCUUAUCCCAGCUGGGGGGAGUCUACUCUUUCCACAUUAAAUUACAUGCACAUAUGCAGUGAAGGGAUAGAAGAUGAAAAUACACAAGAAGGACAAGCAGCAGAUGUUCACUGGUCUCCUGAAGCACACUCCUUCACCUGCAACCUCCACAGCAGCAGCGUCCUCCUCUGCCUUGGACCAAAACAGCACCGCACAAACCACAGUUCCCACAAUCCCGCGGGGACACCUGGUCGUGGGCCCCAAGGACCAGCUCCGCCUUGUCACACCCGUGGGCGCCACGCCGACAGCCAAUCACUGUGCAGCGGCGGGGGCCCAUGCCGCUAAGCACUCCGGAGGAGGCAGCAGCGGGGCCCCGCGGCCUCCCUCCUCUCUCAGUGAGGAGGAUGAUGGAGGAGGAGGCAGGGUGAAGAAGAAACGAAAGAAAAAAGACAAGAGGGAGUGGGACAUAGGAGUGCGCGGGGGAGGAGAGGAGAGGGAGAGCAGAAAACCAAAGAAAAGAAAGGAAGAGAACGAGGCAGCUGUGACUGUUUCGAGGAGAAGCAAGGAGCUCAAGGAGCCCAAGAAAGCCAAGGAGCGAAAGGAGCGCCGGGUGGAGGCGAGGGAGGGAAAGAAAGAAAGUGGCAAGGAGCUGAAGAGAGAGCCAACGCCAGGCGCCACUCAGGUGCCUGUCAAGGUGCCUGCCAAGAGAGGAAGGAAACCUAAGGUCAAAGUCCUACCUCCUGCACCUGCAAACAAAGCUGCCCCAGGGCCAGCACCUUCAGCACCUCUCCAUGCCAUAGCACUCCCCACCAAGGUCACAGGGCAUGUCCGGGGCACCCAGGCCCCACCAGGCCACAGCAAGACCCAGGGCCUGGCCAACAGCAAGACCCCAGUCCCCUCAGCGCCCAAACAGAGGGGCCGUAAACCCAGAGAUCCUGGCGCUGCGCCAGUGGAGAAGAAGAAAAAGGGGAAGAGGAGAAAUCAGGAGCUGGUGGCCCAGGAGGGGGCAGAGAGCGACGAUGCUGCCUCACUGUCAGCCCUCAACCUUGGGGGCGAGGACAGCCAAGACCCCCUGGAUAACACGAAGCGUCGUUCGGGGCGUCAGGUCAAGCGGAGGAAGUAUAAUGAGGAUUUGGACUUUAAGGUGGUAGAUGACGACGGAGAGACUAUCGCAGUGCUGGGAACGGGACGCAUCUCGGCUCUCAACGCCACUGCCCUGGCAUGGCAGGCCGAGGAGCCACCUGAGGAUGAGGCCAACAUCAUAGAGAAAAUUCUUUCUGUCAGAACAGUGAAGAAAGAGAGCUCAUCAUCAGAGGACCAAGCAGAGGAGACAGAGGAGUUCUACGUCAAGUACAGAAACUUUUCCUACCUGCACUGCAAAUGGGCCACUCUGGAAGAGUUAGAGAAAGAUCCCAGAAUCCACCAGAAGAUCAAACGCUUCAGGACCAAACAGGCCCAGAUGAAACACCUUUUUACUGAGCCUGAUGAGGACUUAUUUAACCCAGACUAUGUAGAGGUAGACAGAGUACUGGAGGUGGCCGUCACCACAGAUACGGAGACUGGAGAGGAGGUUACCCAUUACCUUGUUAAGUGGUGCAGUCUCUCUUACGAGGAAGCAACAUGGGAGCUGCAGGAGGACUUGGACCCUGGCAAGAUCAAGGAGUUCGAGGAGAUCCAGAAACUACCAGCAGACCUCAGACACAUAGAACGUCCCUCCCCAGACAAAUGGCAGAAGUUGGAGUGCUCCAGAGAUUACCGCAACGGAAACCAACUCAGAGAAUACCAAUUAGAGGGAAUGAACUGGUUACUGUUCAACUGGUACAACAGAAAAAACUGUAUUUUGGCUGAUGAGAUGGGUUUGGGGAAGACCAUCCAGUCGAUCACCUUUCUGUAUGAGAUCUUCAGCAUGGGGAUCCGCGGCCCCUUCCUCAUCAUCGCCCCCCUGUCCACCAUCACCAACUGGGAGAGAGAGUUUCGGACCUGGACGCACAUGAACGUCAUCGUCUAUCACGGCUCGCAGAUCAGCCGGCAGAUGAUCCUGCAGUACGAGAUGUUUCACAGAGACCCACAGGGUAACUCUAUCCCAGGUGUGUUGAAGUUUCACGGGGUGAUCACCACCUUUGAAAUGAUCAUGGCCGACUGUCCAGAGCUGAAGAAGCUGCACUGGCGCUGCGUGGUGAUCGACGAAGCCCACCGACUGAAGAACAGGAACUGUAAACUGCUGGAGGGACUCAAACUCAUGAACCUGGAACACAAGGUUCUGCUCACAGGAACCCCUCUGCAGAACUCGGUGGAGGAGUUGUUCAGUUUGUUGAACUUCCUGGAGCCACUUCAGUUCCCUUCGGAGAGCACCUUUCUGGAAGAGUUCGGAGACCUCAAGACUGAAGAACAGGUGAAGAAGCUACAGGCCAUUCUGAAGCCCAUGAUGUUAAGAAGACUGAAGGACGAUGUGGAGAAAAACCUGGCGCCUAAAGAGGAGACAAUCAUAGAGGUGGAGCUGACUAACAUUCAGAAAAAGUACUAUCGAGCCAUCUUGGAGAAGAACUUCUCCUUCCUGUCUAAAGGAGCCAACCAGCACAACAUGCCCAACCUCAUCAACACCAUGAUGGAGCUCCGGAAGUGCUGCAACCACCCGUACCUUAUCACAGGAGCAGAGGAGAAGAUUCUGGAAAGUUUCAAGAAGAGCCACAGUCCAGAUGCGUGGGACUUCCAGCUGCAGGCCAUGAUCCAGGCAGCUGGUAAACUGGUGCUGAUUGACAAGCUGCUGCCCAAACUGCUGGCCGGGGGACACAAAGUCCUGGUCUUCUCCCAGAUGGUCCGCUGUCUGGACAUCCUGGAAGACUACCUCAUCCAGAGACGCUAUACUUACGAACGCAUCGACGGACGCGUGCGGGGUAACAUGCGACAGGCAGCCAUCGACCGGUUCUGUAAGCCAGACUCGGACCGCUUUGUGUUCCUGCUGUGCACCAGAGCCGGAGGGCUGGGAAUCAACCUGACCGCUGCCGAUACCUGCAUCAUCUUUGACUCCGACUGGAACCCCCAGAACGACCUGCAGGCCCAGGCACGCUGCCACCGCAUUGGCCAGAGCAAAGCCGUGAAAGUUUAUAGACUGAUCACCAGGAACUCAUACGAGAGAGAGAUGUUUGACAAGGCCAGUUUGAAGCUGGGGUUGGACAAGGCCGUCCUCCAAGACAUCAACCGCAAGGGAAGCCUCAAUGGGGUGCAGCAGCUUACUAAGCUAGAAGUAGAGGACCUGUUGAGAAAAGGAGCCUAUGGAGCUCUGAUGGACGAGGAAGACGAAGGCUCCAAGUUCUGCGAAGAAGACAUCGAUCAGAUACUCCAGAGACGAACUCAGACCAUCACCAUCCAGUCUGAGGGAAAAGGCUCCACAUUCGCUAAGGCCAGUUUCAUCUCGUCUGGUAACAGGACAGACAUUUCUCUGGACGACCCCAACUUCUGGCAGAAAUGGGCCAAGAUUGCUGAGCUAGAGAUCGACUCCAAGUCUGAAAAGGAGUCCCUGGUGAUCGACACACCUCGAGUAAGGAAACAGACUCGUCACUACAACUCUUUCGAGGACGACGAGCUGAUGGAGUUCUCGGAGCUGGACAGCGACUCGGAGGAGCGACCGUGUCGGACCCGUCGCCUGGGUGACCGCACCCGGCGGUACCUUCGCGCCGAGUGUUUCCGGGUCGAGAAGAACCUACUUAUCUUUGGUUGGGGUCGGUGGAAGGACAUCCUAAACCACGGUCGGUUUAAAUGGCACCUCUCAGAGAGAGACAUGGAGAUUGUGUGUAGGGCUCUGCUGGUUUACUGCCUAAGACACUACAAAGGAGAUGACAAGAUCAAGAGCUUCAUCUGGGAUCUCAUCACACCCAGCAAGGAAGGCCAGGACCAGGCGCUGCUCAAUCACUCCGGUUUAUCAGCCCCGGUGCCUCGGGGUCGGAAGGGGAAGAAGCUGAAGAAUCAGCUGAAUGUCCCUGAGGUGAAGAACGCCGACUGGCUGGUCCACUGCAACCCUGAGGUGGUGCUGCAGGACGAGAGCUACAAGAAACACCUCAAACAGCACUGCAACAAGGUGCUGCUGAGGGUGAGGAUGUUGUACUACCUGAAGGUGGAGGUCUUGGGUGAGGCUGCCAACCAGGCUCUAGAGGGGAUACCUGCAAGUAAACUGGAGGUGUCUCUACCAGACAUCGAUUAUAUAGAGAUUCCAGCUGGGUGGUGGGAUGCGGACGCUGACAAGUCUCUCCUCAUCGGGGUCCACAAACAUGGUUAUGAGCGGUACAAUGCCAUGCGAGCCGAUCCAGACCUGUGUUUCCUGGAGCGGGUGGGCAUGCCUGACGUCACUGCGCUGUCGGCCGAACAGGGAGGAGUGGAGGGGGUCUCUGACAUGACCGACAGUGUGUGUAAAAGCGAGGAGGCGAAGGACGACCCAGACAGUAAACCCGAUGGAGGGGAGGAUAGAGAUGAGAGCAGCAAGGGAGAGGAGACUUGCUCCAGCACUGAUACCUCAGACAAGCCUGACAGCACAGGUCCAGACUCCCAAAUGUCAGGUGAACUGUGCACCCAGGAUGGAACACUGGUCACCACAACAACGGCAACAGGAACAGGAACUGGCGUGGCGUCUCUCCAUGUUGUCCAAGGCCGGCCUCUCUGGCCCACCGGUCCCGCCUUGACGGCCCGUUUACGGCGACUCAUCACUGCCUACCAGCGCUUCACGCUGCGCCGCGAGCCACUGCUGAGGCCCGACUUUCUGCUUCAUGAUGGUCUGGUUGGCAUGGGGAUGGGAGGAGGUGGGCCUGCUCACAGUCACCACGGUGGCGGACCAUUGGCGUGGCAGCUGGGGGAGGAGUUGAGGCGAUGUUCAGUGGUCGCUACGGAGCCUGACCCUCUGUUUCUGGAGUGGCAGAGAAGGUGGACUCGUCGAGAGCAGGCAGAUUUCUACCGUACAGUGUCGUCAUUCGGGGUGGUCUAUGACCCGGAGAGGAAGGCCUUUGACUGGUCUCAGUUCAGAGCGCUGGCUCGACUGGAGAGGAAGACGGACCAGAGUCUGGAGAGAUACUUCAGUUCCUUUGUCAACAUGUGCAGGACAGCUUGCAGGUUACCGCCAAGAAAGGAUGAAGGGUUGGUGGACCCUGCAGUUUUUGUAGAGCCUCUGACAGAGGAGAGAGCAGCUAGGACUCUGUACCGCAUUGAGCUGCUCCGCAAGAUCAGAGAACAGGUUCUACGUCAUCCAUUGUUGUCGGCCCGCCUCCAGCUUUGCCGUCCCUCCCUCUACCUCCCGGUCUGGUGGGAGUGUGGUAAACAUGACCGCGACCUCCUCAUUGGGGCGGCACGCCAUGGCUUGAGCCGCACCGACUACUACAUCCUAAACGACCCCCAGCUGAGCUUCCUGGAGGCUCACAGGAACUAUGUCCAGAAAGAGACCCAGGCAGCAGGGGGAUAUGGAGGGAUAGCUGGGGUUGCGGGACAGCCUCCUCACUUUCAAACUCAUCAUCACCCUCAUCAUCCAGGCUUGGUGACUCAUCCAGGCAUAUCGUCAUCCUCUUCUUCUGCGUCCUCUUCGUCGUCUCAUCCGCAGCUACCACAUCCUCACUGUUGUCUGUAUGACUCAGGUCUAGGUUGCCACUCCCCUCAGCCUCCUGAAUACCCCCACCACUCCUCUCACCACCACCAUCAUCAUCAUCCGGCUCCUGCCUCUGCACCGUCUCCUUCCUCCUCGUCUUCUUCUUCCUCUCACCCUCACCUCCACCCUCCACCUCCGGACGUAGGGACACAAGAGUCUGCCUCACCGAACCUGGGAAUGGUGCCUGGAUCACGAGGAGAUUUUCUUGACUGCCCUGCUCUGGAUGAAACCCUGGAGCUGGGUUCACUGCAGCACGAUACCAUGUCUGCAGAUCCCUUACAUGGAGGGAAGGCCUCCAAAGACGCCCUCAAUGGUUUCCCAUUCAAUUCAGCAGCAGGAGGCCAAAGCAUGCUCAACUCGUAUGGAGUAGGAGGAACAGACCUGGACUCAAAGCUGCGGAGUGAUGUGCUGGUCGGGGAGCAGGGUUCGUCGGAGGAAACUGGGCUGAUGGCACCUUCAGUGGAACUGGAUCAGUUACAGGCUCCCUGGGAUAGUACGGACCACUCCAGUCCAGCUCACCAUAUGUUCAAUGAAGCUGAUCCUAUUCUGGGCCCCCCCACCCUGGAGACUGGCUUCCUGGAGGAGGAGGAUGAAGAGGCACAGGGAGGAGACACAGGAGGGGAGGAAGGUGGGACUCUGGAAGAGUGUCUAGGCCUCCCACCUUCAUCCUCCCCCUCUCACCCUUCAGCGGGAGAUUCUGUGGAGCAAUUGUCAUCAAGUUACAUGCUCUUCAAGGACAUUGGAGUAAGUGAGGAACCCAGUGCAGAUCAAACGGACCUGUCAGCAAGUCCCCCUCCGCCUUACGUCCCCCCUAACCCUCUCUCCCUGUCUGAUAUCACUACCCACGAGCCCCAGGAUAGGCUGGGCCACUCUGAUGUUGCUGUUGGCCUGAGCAAUCCCGUGGAGGAAGGAGAGGCCCAGGAAGCAGGCACUGGGUUUGCGUUUGAUGAUAAGGAGGAACAGGAAGGAGAAGAUGUGUCAAGGAAGACUUUGGAGCAGAAUUUGGAAAAAUCAGAGGAUCAAGUUCUAGAGGAUGAUGAAUGUGGUACAGACCAAGGUACAGACCAAAGUUUGGGGGUUUUGAGUCAGCCCAUGGAUGGGCCACAGAUGGAUGGGAUAGAGCCAGAAUCGGGCCUGGGAGAACAGGACCAGGGGAUAGGGGUCUCAAAUCAACCAUCUCAUGAACUCCAGGUGAGCCUUGAACAAGGGCAACAUCAGGAGGACUUAUCUCAAGAGGUGCACCCCUAUCUGAGGAAGAUUGAGCAGGAAGCAAGCCUUGAAUGUCCUGAGCGUAUUGAAGUACCUGCAGAAGAGGUGGAUGGGCUGAUUUUUUAUCAGAGUGUUGACGAGGGGACGACAGAAAAUUCACUUGAUGCUGAAGCUGUGAUGGUAAAGGCAACAGAAGGGCCUCUGGAAGUGGAGGAAAUUCCUGAACAUUCUAAAGAGAAUGUUGCAAUGGAGCCAGCAGACCUAGCAGAUCAAGUGGAUGAGAUCUCAGAGGGGCAGUUGGAUCAGGUGUCUCUCAUGGACGUUCCCAUGGUUGAUCAUUGUGAUGAAACCAGAGAACAGACCAUGGAACAACUUGAUGCCAAACCGGAGAUGGAACUGGAGAGUAUUUACACAGGACAUACACACACCUCCCACCCUUCCACCUCCAACUCAUCCCCUACAGUUACGUCCAAGUCUGAUGAAACCAUCACAAGGAGCCAUGGUGGAGCUGAAGUCAAAAUGGAGCUUUCCAUGGACCAGGAGAGCUGUCAAGGUAAAGCUGAUGAUCUAAUCUUACCUGACAACAGGGAAGACUCUAAGCACAGAGCUCUAGCAUUCUCCCUUGACCUAGAAAGCAAGGGCAGCAAUCUUCAUCAUCUUAGGAUACCUGAACACAUCUCUGACAGUAAACCAGGUGAAAUCAAACUCAUUCCCACUCUACCUGGAGACAAAAUUGAUACCAAACUGGAGGAUGUGAAGUUUCCUCUUUUACCAUACAGCUGUGGUGAAAACAAACCAGAUCCAUUGGAGCUGUCAAUCAAGACAGAGGAGACCAAGACAGAGGCUUUGGAAGAAGGGUUACCCAUCUACCCUGAUACUUCUGAAGUCAAACCCACAAAGCUUGAUGCAUAUUCCGUCAAGUCAGAGAACUUGGUGACCAAAACAGAGCAAUUAGACUACUCUGUAAAACCAGAAAUAUUGGAGACCAAACCUGAAGAUCUGGGCCAUCCCAUGAAGUCUGAAAACUUGGACAGUAAACCUGAAGUUCUCCAGUUUGCAGCCUACUCAGAUGGCUGUGAGAUCAAACCUGAAGUCAAACAAGAAGGUAUAGGGUUAGCUGCUUAUCCAGAUGGUUCUGAGCUCAAACCUGAGACAAAACCAGAAGGCUUAGGGUUUGCAGCAUACCCAGAUAGCUCAGAGAUCAAACCUGAGGCCAAACAAGAGAGUCUUGAGUUCUCAGCCUACCCAGAUAGCUCUGAGAUCAAACCUGAGGCCAAACCAGAGGGCCUUGGGCUCACAGCUUUCCCUGAGGUCAAAGCUGAGACCAAUCAGGACCUUUUGGAAGCUGACAGCACUGUCCUUACCCCAAAGUUAGAACAGGCCGAUGGGCUGGCAGAGACCACGGAGGGCCUGGAGAUGAAAGGGCAGGUGAAGGAGGAGAGGCCAAAAACACCAGUGUCUUUCGUGGAAGGAUUUGCAGGCAGCUCGAGGUUUGCUGUUCCACUUUCCAUGUGUGAUCUUCCUGACAGCCUCCAUGACACCAGGGAGCCAACCAUUGCUCAGCUUUUGCAAGAGAAAGCACUUUACUCUUUUUCUGAGUGGCCAAAGGACCGGGUGAUCAUCAACCGCUUGGACAGCAUCUGCCAUGCCAUCCUGAAGGGAAAGUGGCCCUCGUCUAGUCAGCAGUAUGAGUCACUCAGUUCCCUGGCUGCUAACCCCUGCCUGGCCAACAGUCUAGCCCAGCACCACCACCACCGCGCAGGCUUCCUCCCUACUACAGCAUCAGGCUCUGUCCCAGGUCAGGCCAGGGUCCAACAAGCAAGCUCUGGACUAUCGUUCUCAAUCCCUCCCCCUCUUACAAGACUACCUAAGUACAAGCCGCGGGGCGGCGCAUGCGGGCGCGGAGCUUGGCGCCUCACCUCCUUGCCUCUCUUACAGGAGAGACUCGUGGCUCCUCCUUUCCUCCCCGAGCUCAAACGAGCAGGAGGUCGGAGGCCUUAUGACUAUGAAGCCGCCGCUGCAGCCGCUGCUGAGGUUUUAGCUGGUAAAACAACAACACCAUGCCAUACUGCCGCCACUGGCAGCUCCACUGGGGAGAAGGUGCCAGUGGUGGCCCCGCCCUCUCACCGUAGUGGAGCCAUGUUGAUUAAUGGUUGGCAAGAGACAGCCAUUGACCUAACCAAACCACCAGGAGAGAUAACUGCCACUGCUGGCAUUGGAACAGGCGAAGCUGUGGUAGCACCAGGAAUUGGUCAUCAUCAGAGCCACCACGGGACUGGCACUGGCAGUGCCCACAAACUACCCCCACCACCCCCCAUCACGGCACCCUUACCUGGCUCUGUGGGAAUCGACAUGGCAGGGAUACUGCAGGCCGGGCUCAUCCACCCAGUAACGGGACAAAUAGUUAACGGGAGUCUGCGGGGAGAUGAUGCACUGAGGAGGAGGAGAGGCAGGAGGAGAAAUGUGGAGGCACUUUACUCUGAGUUCGCAAAGAGUAGAGGGCUCCACCUCCCUGAGACACAGGCCAGGGUGGAAGUGAUCAGCCACUCGUCCGUCUCAUCCUCCACCUCCUCGCCGUCCCCUUCUCCCUCGGAGCGACCCCCAGGCCCCCCCACGCCCUCUUCCUCCUCGUCCACGCCCACCCCCACCCAGACGCCCCCUCAGCCAGAGAUUGUGGCCAUUGACAGAGAGGCAGCCAGCAAAGGCCUGAUGGAGUGGAUGAGGCAGAAUCCUGGCUACAGCAUGGAUCUGCCCACAUUUGCUCAUUCCGGAGCAGGUCUGUUGCAUGGCUUUGUGGAACGUCCCAAGCAGAGGAGGCAUCGCUGUAAGGAUCCCACCAAGCUGGAUGUCAACUCUCUGACAGGAGAGGAGAGGGUUCCCGUGGUGCACAGAGGCACUGGACGCAGGCUCGGUGGCGCUAUGGCUCCAGCUAUAAAGGAGUUGUCCCGGUGGCUGGAUGCCAACUCAGAGUACUAUGUAGCUCCAGACUGGGCUGAUGUGGUCAAACACUCUGGCUACCUCCCUGAAGGGAAGUUCUCACGGAUCCUGACGGAACCAGUCAACAGAGACCCGGGUGCCAGGCGCCGUGGUCGUCGGCCUCGCAGUGAGAUGCCUAAGCCCCUCCUUUCUGUCUCUGAUGCUUCCGCAUCUGCCCUCGGCCCGCCGCUCUUCAUGAACGGUGGCUUAAUCGGCAGCAUGGACUCCAUGGUGGCCAUGCAGAACCUGCGUGGCGGUAUUCCCGGUAUUCCCAUCUCCGGCAUCAUGGCAGCCGGAUUCCCACCCGGAUUUGCUGCCGCUGUCCCAGCAGGAGGAGGAGCUGGAGCAUCAGCAGAAGAUGCCAAGAACGGACUGAGUGUGCUACCCAUGAUGCUCCAUGGCAUCCCGCACCCCCAUGGAGCAGCAAUCCCACAACAUGCCAUGUUUAGUGUAGGGGCGAUGAUGUCACACACACCACCACCCCCUCCUCCUCACCCUAGUUCCUCGUCCUCCUCGUCCUCCUCCUCCUCUUUAUUGGGUGCUGCGAUAGUUACCACCACAACUGCCCCGUCUGCAUCCGGAGCGGCCAGCCCCUCAUCGACGACUCCUGCUGAGAAAGAAAGCGCCUCCUCGUCAGGUUCAGGUGGAAGCGAGAAGGAAAGGAGGCGGGAGGAGAAAGGAGGAGCAGAGGGGACUAAAAGGCCAGGUGGGGCAGAGUCAGCAGCCAUCAUCACCUCCACCAGCGGGGCCCACCUUGGCUCCAGCCAUCUUGGAGCUGGCGCUGGCAGCCAUCUUACCUUCAACCCCUUCCUUAUCCCAGGCAUGUCCCACAGCCUGCUCUACCCCCACAUGUUCCUGCCGCACGGUGGCAUCAUGGCGCUGCCCGCCAUGCCCCCUGGAGCGAGCGACAGCUCCCCGGGCAGCCCCAAAAGAAGGAGGAAGAGGGGGAGGGAAGAAGGUGAGAGAGAGGAAGAGAGGGAGAAGGAGAAGGAAGUGGUAGAAGAGGUAGGGGAGAGAGACAGUACAGCGAGGGCUAGUGUCACACCCCAGCCUGCUUCCUCUUUGGCUCCGGACCCAGACCCAGACCCAGCUCCAACCCCGACCCCAGGCCCCAGCCCCUCUGAGGAGGCCCACGCCGGGCAGGGGAACGCAGAGGCCGGGCCUACGGAGCCUCAGGAACCAGACUCCCACAACCACCCUGAGGGAGCAACCACAGAGGAAAGGAGUGAAGAAGAAAGAGCAGAGGACACAGGAGCAGAGGCGACUGAGGAGGAGAGACAGGUGGAAGGGGAGGAAGGGUAGAGGAGGAGAAAACAGUGGAGGAUUGUUAGAGGAGGAGCACAUGAGAGACGACCUCCUCUUGCUCUCUCUCCUCCUUUCUCCCUCGUUGCUCCCUCCUGACUGAGCAACAGUGUAAAGUUUGUGCCGUGUCUGUCAGUCAAUGUCUAUGUAAAGACUUUUAUUAUGAUGAUGACUAAUAAUAAUGAUGAUUAUACCCGACCUGGUCAUGUUUAUAUACUUAACACCCCACCCACCCUCUCCUCUCUCCUGGUAUACGAAGACUGGUGUAAGAGGCCAGUGUAAGAGAUCUUCUAUGUAUUCUUCCCCUUCAUUCUGCAUCGAGACUGAGUCAUGAGGGUCACUCCUCAACGGGAACACACACACACACACACAGACGCACUGCAAGCAAGACGUGCUAAAAAAGAAACGGCUUUGGCAGUAAUAUUGAUAUGGCUAUUCUGAUGAAAACACAAAGUGAGUUAAGAUAGUUUGUUGCAAAGCUGUCUAUCUAAGCUUUGAUCUUAAAGGACCAUACCAGUGGUUUUCAGAAAUCCCUCGAUUUUCAAAUUUGAAUUUUUGGCUGACCUCUAUAAUGUUCUGCUUCUGUGGGUAACAAAAUCGUCACUAUCCAUAAACCACAAAACUGGUAAUUGGCUGUGUGAAGCAAACAUUUCCCUGGGACUAUUUUCCAGUGGAGGGACCUUUUCACUUCUCUCACUUUCAAGUCAUCAAAACGCAACAGCGCUGCUGCUUUUGGGAAAACGAAUGUGGACGACUUUAUUACAGUGAUGUAAUACUGGUGUGCAGAAAGUUUGAAGUCCAUUUUCAUAUCAUAGUGGAAUGGAUGGAAACCAAUGGCUGGACAAAAGGGAGGAAAAUUGAUACCGGAGUUCUAAAAUAUCACCGCUUGAUUUAGCAGAAAUAUCAAGUAUAUACAUUUUGUAGAUAUUACACUAAGCCAUCAAAAUCACUGGUAUGGUCCUGUAGCAUGUUAACAUGAAGAAGGGGCUUGACUGUGGCACAGCUGGAUAGACGUGAUACACUCUGGUUCCCUAAUGCCACACUGACCUUUUUAGCUGUGCUUUAGGAACUCGAGCAGAGGAGCACUUGUGUAUCAUUCAUUCAAAGAAAGCUCAAAAUGAGGCUGUUUACCAUAGUACCAUGUUGUUUGAUUUCUGGAACACCCCACUGAAUUGACUUUUUUUUU